GGUGGGUGGGGCUAAAUGGAGGGCGUGGUCGAGCGGGGGCGGGUCCGCAGGAAACUUGAGCUCGUGCCCCGCCUCCGGGCCCCGCCUUCGCGUCCCCUUCCUUCCCGUGGCUGGCGGGCGGGCCGCGGCGACUGCAGGCGGCGGACUGGCGGCUCUGCGGACGCGCGGGCGCCUCCACCUCGCUCCCUCCCUCUCUGCCGGCUUCCUUUUGUCUUUCCGCGAGGCGAUGAGCGCAGGGCCAGCGCGGCGGCUGCGGGCGCACGGAGGCCCGCGCUCAUAGGCACCCCUUCCCCGGCUUCGGCGCGCCAGUCCCUCGCAGCGGCCCGUGCCCGCCCCCAGCGCCGGCGGCGCGGAACUUGGGCUCGGGGAGCUCGGCAGAUCGCGUCCUGCGACGGAGCAGGCCCAGUGGGGAGUCAGUGCCACCCUUGCCCCUCCUGGGAGGACAAGUCCGCUCAGGCUUCCAGGGCAUGGUCUAGCAGCCUGGGCCAGGACGUGGAAGCGGCCUCCGAGGUUCUGACCCCUGCUUUCUCUCCACCUCCGCUCGGCCUUGGCUACGCCGCUGCCCUGUACUUUAGAUGUUGUACUGAUCGGCUGUGGGAUUAUUGGCUAGCCACGCCCUGAGAAACUGAAACUCAGUUCUACGUCUUUGGGGAAAAGAAUCGGGAAGGACCUGAGCUACAAGCCUGGAAUGCCGCCUUCCUUCCCUCCCCUCUUUGUCCCCACCACACCAGCACCACGCUUGAUUCAGAGUAUAGACUAACUCAGGGUAAGGAAGGAAAGAGGGAUUCACACCUUCCUUCCUUCCCAGCUAGAGUGGAAGCACUUUGGGGGCACCUUGUACAUUUCUGUAUCCCCAACACCUCACCAGCACUUCACCAGGGGCUUCCCAGGUGGUGCUAAGUGGUAAAGAACCCGCUUGCCAAUGCAGGGGACAUAGGAGACGAGAGUUCAAUUCCUGGGUCGGGAAGAUCCCCUGGAGGAGGGCAUGGCAUCCCACUCCAGUAUUCUUGCCUGGACAAUCCCACGGACAGAGGAACCUGGUGUCCAUAGGGUCGCACAGAGUCAGACACAACUCACAGCCUAUCACGCAUGCACCUCUGCACCUUGAUCCCCACUCAGUAGGUGCUCUGAUAAUGUGUGUUGACUGACACUUUCUGUGUGAGUUUGUGCUGUGGCACCAGCUCUGCCUGCAGAAUCUUUGGCUUCUGGUGCUGUGAUUUAAGAAUAAAAACAGCAAAGGGCAGUGUUUAGGAGAUGUCUUCACUCGGAUUAUAAAUACACUCUGAUGACAACUCAAGACUGUAGCCCUGGGGCCACCAAGAGGCAGCUGGCAUGUCACUGUUGGUGCGCCCAGCGUCUUGGCCAGGCUGAUGCCACUUUUCGGGAGAAUGACUUACUGUUUUUUAUUUCUCUCCAAAGACAUUAAACAUGAAUCAAAUAGCAGAUGAGAUGAUUCACUGGAAGUUUUCUUCCAAGUUUCAAAACACACACACACAGAGAACGGGAUUGAUGUGCUGAACCGUACGUAAGUGAAGCCAGGCAGCAUUAGGCUGGAGCCCUGCCUCCAGGGGCUCUGCUGUGGGCAGCACCUCGCAGAGGGGGACCUCGCCCUGAGGUCGAAGCCCUGUGUCAACCAUCACAAAACCCCAGAAGGCCACGGGUGUCUCAAAAACCCCUCAAGUCUAAUGUUCAUCAUGACAUUGCUUCCGUUUCUACCCAAGAUAUCCUAGAAUGUGACCAAACCUCAUUAUCUGGGGCACAGGAAUACACAAUUUGGAAAGGGUUCAUUUGGGGCCCAUGGAUUGAGAAUUGAGUCAUGGCUGAGGCGCGGAACCUGGCAGAAAUGAGCCUUCUCCCACCUGCGGGGAGAAAAGCGAAUGCGUCUGCCAACCGGGAUCCUGGGGAGAGGGACACACACGGUCGCCGGGUGGGUGAACGUCUCUGGUGCCGUCCAGGCUCCCACUGGCAGUAGAUUCCAGGACGUUUUUGAGGGUGGAACGUGCCUCGGGGGCCACGUUGUCCAAACUCAUAUUUUUCAGAUGAGGAAAGUAAAGCUGUGAGGCACGUGACUUGCCCAAGAUUGCCCAGGCAUCCCGACCGCACCCUUGGGGGCGGGGGGUGGGGGGACAGCGGUCCUAUAGUAACAUCUGAUUCCUGUCUGCUCACUGACACCCUUCAUCUCCCUCAGGGCUCUCCCAUGUUCCCACCUUUACCAUCUGCCCGAGAAAGAAUGCAGAGGCAGUUUUUCAGGUAUUUUUUGACUCAGACUGUACCAAUUUGAAGGCCUUCCCUAGUGGCUCAGAUGGUAAAGUGUCUGUCUACAAUGCUGGAGACCUGGGUUCGAUCCCUGGGUCGGGAAGAUCCCCUGGAGAAAGCAAUGGCAACCCACUCCAGUACUCUUGCCUGGAAAAUCCCAUGGACAGAGGAGCCUGGUGGGCUACAGUCCACGGGGUCGGACACGACUGAGUGACUUCACUUUUACUUACCAGUGUGAACUGCCCUUUGGGUCAUUAGUCCGAAUUCCAACUCCUCAGGGUUGAUGGUAUCUUUUCUUCUUUCCUCCGCUGCCUCUGCUCCCUGCAUCCUGCAUUUGUUGAUCAAUCCAUUCGUUCCUCAUUCCCCUCCACUGCUCUGUAUUGCCCCACGCUGUUCUGUGCUGCUCGGUACUGAUGUGUUGUUAGGCUGCUCGUUGCCCAGGAAGGUGCCUGGGGAGGUAACAGGCCCAGCUGUGGAGCAGGGAUGGGGCGCUUGCUGGUGGUCUCCCCAGAAGCUCGGGCCAGAGUUGCUGAAGUCACAGAGCUGCCCAGGCUCCCUGCAGCCCCUGCCCAGAUGAGGCCCCGUCCACAUCCCUGGCCGCGUGCCUCCAGCCACACCACACAGUUCCACACACUCAUGUCUCCCCGCAUGCUGACGCCCUCUGCCAUGUCGCCCCAGCCCUCCUCUACUGCAGGGACCCACCCACAGCAGAGCUUGGCUCCCGUGUGGCUCACAAGUCACACCUUCGGGUCCUGGUGCAUAAAGUGUGUGCCAGCCUAGGACACGUAUGAAGUAGCUGUGGCGGGAAUGAAGGAAUGGAAAGCGUGGCCCACACUGGUUUCUCCGAGAUAACUGAAUUCCUGGGGUGAAAUAUUUGUUGUUGCAUACACCGUUGUGUUGGAAAGCCCUUCUCUCCCGAGAGCACCACCCCCUGCCCCACCAGACCUGGUUUCUCUCCCACUGGAGCCAGAGAACCGACUGAGGCUUCCAGGCAGCGCCUGGUGGGGCCGCAGCAGUGUGGAGGAAAGGGCCAUGCCGAGUGUGAGUGUGUGUCUGUGCGUGGUGUAUGUGUGUGUGUCUGAGUGUGUAUGGUGUGGGGGGGUUGUGUGUGAAAUGUGUGUGGGGUGGGCAAUACAGUGUGUGUGUGUCUGUGUGGUGU
Molecule: messenger RNA, 3415 nt
Organism: Bubalus bubalis (water buffalo)
Lineage: Eukaryota; Metazoa; Chordata; Mammalia; Artiodactyla; Bovidae
Gene: HPCAL1
Product: hippocalcin like 1
Exons: 4
Coding region: 16-621 (201 amino acids)
Molecular function (GO): calcium ion binding
Source: RefSeq, a predicted model, not a curated record